AUGUUCAGCAGGGAUCUAAAAUUUGUGGCUAACCAAUUCAGGCGUUUACAUAGCAAGAAGCUGCAACACACAUUCCGUUAUUACUCUCACCAGUGGAGAACUUGGGCUGCUUGUUUCGUACAAGUCGCUUGGAGACGGUAUAAGAGAAAACUGUUGGCAAAGAGUCUUAGCUUGGCUGAGUCAUUCUCUUCUUAUGAUGAAGAAGAAGCUGUUGCGGUUGCUGCAACCGAGGAAAUGAUGAGUCAUGAAGGAGGGACACAGAGCUCUAAAACUCGUCAUCAUACGUCUAAUGUGAAACCGCAUUUUGCUGCCACGAUACUUGCUUCGAGGUUUGCUAAGAACACAAGGAGGACGGCUCAUAAGUUGAAAGAUGUUGAAAUACCAAUGCUGCCUAAACCUGAUGAGCCAGAUUUCUCAGUGGAUGAUUGA
Camelina sativa (false flax) is the source of this 429-nucleotide messenger RNA. NCBI's taxonomy places the organism in Eukaryota, Viridiplantae, Streptophyta, Magnoliopsida, Brassicales, Brassicaceae. The record is from RefSeq and is a predicted model, not a curated record.